CCGGCCCUGCCCUCAGUGUCGCGAUGGAGCCUCUGUCCCCGGCCUCCGCACUGGCCAGCUGGAACACCUCCUCAGCGGCCACCAGUGGAGGUGGCGAGAAUGGGACGCUGGUGGGGCCAGCACCCUCGCCGGGGGCCCGGGCGGUCGUGGUGCCCGUGCUGUACCUGCUGGUGUGCGUGGCGGGGCUGGGCGGCAACACGCUGGUCAUCUACGUGGUGUUGCGCCACGCCAAGAUGAAGACGGUCACCAACAUCUACAUCCUCAACCUGGCCGUGGCCGACGUGCUGCUCAUGCUGGGGCUGCCCUUCCUGGCCACGCAGAACGCCAUCUCCUACUGGCCCUUCGGCCACGUCCUGUGCCGCCUGGUCAUGACGCUGGACGGCAUCAACCAGUUCACCAGCAUCUUCUGCCUGACCGUCAUGAGCGUGGACCGCUACCUGGCCAUUGUCCACCCCAUCCGCUCCACCCGCUGGCGCCGCCCGAGGGUGGCCAAGCUGGCCAGCGCCGCAGUCUGGGCCUUCUCGCUGCUCAUGUCGCUGCCGCUGGUCAUCUUCGCGGACAUCCAGGAGGGCUGGAACACCUGCAACCUCAGCUGGCCGGAGCCCGUGGGCCUGUGGGGUGCCGUCUUCAUCAUCUACACGUCCGUCCUGGGCUUCUUCGGGCCGCUGCUCGUCAUCUGCCUGUGCUACCUGCUCAUCGUGGUGAAGGUGAAGGCGUCGGGCGUGCGCGUGGGCUCCACGAGGCGGCGGUCGGAGCGCAAGGUGACCCGCAUGGUGGUGGUGGUGGUGGUGGUGUUCGUGGGCUGCUGGCUGCCCUUCUUCAUUGUCAACAUCGUCAACCUGGCCUUCGUCCUGCCCGAGGAGCCCGCCUCUGCCGGUGCCUACUUCUUCGUGGUCAUCUUGUCCUACGCCAACAGCUGCGCCAACCCUGUGCUCUAUGGCUUCCUCUCUGACAACUUCCGCCAGAGCUUCCGGAAGGUUCUGUGCCUCCGCAAGGGUUCAGGUGCUGAGGACGCAGAUGCCACAGAGCCUCGGCCUGACAAGGGUGGCCGCCCAGAGGAGGCCACGCUACCCGCCCGCAGCUCCGAGGCCAACGGGCUCAUGCAGACCAGCAAGCUGUGAGGGCCGUGGGCGGGCGGCGCCAGGUGGCUCCUGCCCCUGUCUGGUCUCGUUCUCCCAGGCAGAACACUCCCCCAAGAUUCGGGGUCCUGCCCAGCUGACCCCCUCAGCGGCCUGGAGGUUCCCUGUGGUGUGAGGACCAUGGGUGGUCCUGGUCCUGAAGUGACAAGUCGUCACUUUCACCAGCCUGUUGUCGCCAUGCAGGCCAGGUCCCGGGAUGUUAGGGGGUGGGUAGGACAGGCCUGGGUGUCCCGGGCAACAGUCAGGGCAUCCUGACCCUCCAGUCCUGUCCUCAGGCUGUGGGAGUGACCAUCGGUGUGAGCUGGUGAUGGCUUGCCCGGCCUCCACCCUCUUAUCACAUGUACCCCCCACACAUCAGCCCUGCUUCCCCUGGUCAGCAUCAGGUGCUGCUCUGUGAAACUGAAGAGCCAGAAGGCCCUGGGCUGCGGCCUCUACCCCAGAGCUCUCAGGACCUAUGGCUGUGCUGACUUUGGGGGUGGCAGGUGUGAAGCUGCACACGGCCCCCCGGCAGCGAGUGCACUGGCAUUCCAGGGGAGACAGCCAGGCCUGCUGAGCUCUCCUGUCCUCGAGCCCCCAUCCACCCCGCCACCCAUCCCCGUCACUGUCUCUCCCUUCCUGGCUGGCUGCUGGCAUGGUCCCAGGAGGCUGCUGAGGUUGGGCUGGGCUCCGUGGGUCCCACCGUGGAAGCGAGUGGGGAGGGCAGCAAGUGCAGAGGGAGAGCGAAGGGGCUGAGGUCAGGGGUGGAGAGUGGGCCCCCAGGCUUCGGGGGUGACACAGGUGUCCCCAGGAGCACAGCGAGAGGCCCUCCUGGGGAGGGGCAGGCAAGGACGCAGGAAGCUGCAGCUGGCUCUUCUGCUUUCAGCAGGGGCUCCGGCCCGGGAGGGAGAGUGGAUAGGAGCAGAAGAGAAAUAUCCAGACGGCAGUGGGGGAGCCGCCUCCCAGCGCAAAUAGCAGGCGGCUUGGAAAGGCAGUGCCGUGUAGGCGUGAAAACGCCAGCAAAUGCCAGGCCCCUGAGGAAUUCUGCGUCCCUGGACAAGAGUGGUCUUAUCCACCCCCAGAAACACCAGCUCCUCCCGCCACCAGGCCUGUGGGUCCCGGGAAGAUGCCCACACUUUGCUGGGAGCCCGGGGCCUUGGGCCUCUCUCUGAGGCUGGAAGGAGAAGGGUCAGAGUUGGGGGCUCACUCAGCCCGCGGGGCCCCCAUCUGGAAUAGCCCUGCCCGGUGCCACCCCCAGCUUGGCUCGGGCUUCCUGGGUCUUCCCAGAGCAGGACCCUGACCCCUAGGAAGGCACAGGGAGCAGGCAGAGAUGUACUGGGCAGGGGACAGGCCUGGUCCACGCUGCCCGGGCCUGAGCACUGGCCAGACAGAGGCCAAGCCCUGGGAACACCAUCGCAUAAUGAGGGCGCUUGUGUGUGACAGCCGCUCUCCUGAAUAAACGAGAGGAUAAAUGUU
This is a messenger RNA of Equus caballus (horse), 2591 nucleotides long. The record is from RefSeq and is a predicted model, not a curated record. NCBI's taxonomy places the organism in Eukaryota, Metazoa, Chordata, Mammalia, Perissodactyla, Equidae.